This is a messenger RNA of Talaromyces amestolkiae, 1737 nucleotides long. RefSeq lists its product as uncharacterized. Gene Ontology annotation, cellular component: membrane. The record is from RefSeq and is a predicted model, not a curated record. Gene Ontology annotation, biological process: transmembrane transport. Gene Ontology annotation, molecular function: transmembrane transporter activity. The transcript is spliced from 2 exons. NCBI's taxonomy places the organism in Eukaryota, Fungi, Ascomycota, Eurotiomycetes, Eurotiales, Trichocomaceae. Bases 1 to 1737 code for a protein of 578 amino acids.
AUGGAAAUCAGCCAAGUUGCAAACCCUGUGCAUAAAAUCGGACAGGAAGAACUCGAUCCACACAUAUACGAUGACAAUGGCGAUCCCCAUCGCACCGCGCUCGAAGAUAGUAAUGCCGAUGGCAAAGUGUCAUGGUCAACUAUCGUAGCGAUUCUCUUUUUGUCCUUCACUGUUCAUCCGGGUCUCAGCUUUACUCUGCUCACGAUAUUUCCUAUUCUGACUAGAAUUGGGAUAGCCUUGCAGGGCACUACGCUGAACGUUAACUGGAUGGUUUCUGGAUGGACAGUCGGAGGCAGCGUUGCAUUUGCAAUCGCGGGCCAGCUCAGUGAUUAUUUUGGUCGACGAUAUAUUAUUCUUACUGGUCAGGGAUUACUGAUCGUUGGCCAUAUAGUUGGUUCAACCGCGCAGAGCGUAAAUCAGUGUAUAGCUAGCAUGGUCAUCCUGGGACUAGGAACAGGGACUAUAUUUGUAAUCUACCCAAGCAUUGCUGAACUGUUGCCAAACCGCUACCGGUCUAUCGGGGUGGGAUUUACCGAUUUCUGCCUUCUCCCGUUCAGCACAUUCGGGCCGUUAAUCGGUCUGACUCUAGCGCAAAGAUCCAGUUGGCGCUGGGUCUUCAUCCUAGGCGCAAUAACAGGCGUCACUGCCUUCGUAGGGACUGCAAUCUUCUACACACCACCAUCACGACCACUGAGAGACCGCACUCGCACACAAAUCCUCCGUGAGCUUGAUUAUCCAGGCAUUUUCUUUUACACUGCCGGUCUUACCCUUUUCCUCCUGGGUCUUGGAUGGGCUGGCGUAACGCAGCCAUGGAAAAGUGCGGCUGUACUAGUCCCAUUGAUUCUAGGGUUUGUGAUUUUCGCAAUGGCCUUCGUCUGGGAUUUUGGGGGAUACGCCAAACGUCCAAAUUUCCCUUACCAUAUCAUGUCCAAAGUCCGCGAAUAUACGGUCUUGUUGAUUUUAAUCUUCGUGGUUGGGCUCGUGUAUAUCUCUAUGACCGACUUGAUUCCCCAGAAUCUCGCGGACGUGUAUACACGCGAUGCAACCAAGGCAGGGUUCUACAACAUCCCAGCCGGAUUCGGCGGCUCUCUUGGAGGCACAGUUCUUGGUACAUUUGCCUAUCGUAUUCGACAUAUCCAUAUUCAGCUAGUGGUGGCAAUUACGGUCCAGACUAUCUUCACUGCUCUGCUUGCUCUGAGUACUCCGGAUCGACUACCCCUGGCUAUAAUCUGCCAAUUCUUUGCCAACACACCGUUUGCCUGGAUGACCACAUGUUGCUAUCUCACUGCAAGUAUCCACGUACCUCAGCGAAAUAUCGGCCUGGCACUUGGGCUUCUAGGCACGUUUCGAUUCCUCGGUGGCUCCAUCGGCACCACCAUAUUCACAACGAUCUUACAAAACAAAUCCACGCCAGCAAUUCUCAGGCGUGUGACAGACGCCGUGCUACCGCUGGGGUUCCCAUCUGAACAGAUACCAGAACUGAUUUCCUAUCUAUCCGGGACCGCUGCAGUAGGCAAUCUUACCGACACAUCGGCAGAUGUGGUCGAUGCUGCUAGGAAGGCUAUCCAAUGGGGCUGGAGCGAUGCAUACCGGAUUGUGUGGCUGUCUACCAUCCCGUUUGGCGUCAUUGCGUUUGUGGGUGCUCUCUUCGUCCGCGAUCCUUCUCCAUAUCUGACGAACCACGUAUCUGUCACUCUGGAGAAAGAGCGUUUGGAUGUGAGAAGACGCAGAAUGUAG